Ilyonectria robusta is the source of this 255-nucleotide messenger RNA. RefSeq names its product S-adenosyl-L-methionine-dependent methyltransferase. The annotation marks the transcript as partial. The transcript has 3 exons. The record is from RefSeq and is a predicted model, not a curated record. Lineage: Eukaryota; Fungi; Ascomycota; Sordariomycetes; Hypocreales; Nectriaceae.
AUAUAUACCCUUAUGCUUGAUGGACAGCUUCAGCUAGCUCCUAUUGGUAAAAAUCUUCAGCGCGUGCUUGACCUUGGUACCGGGACCGGUAUCUGGGCGAUGGCUUUUGCAGAUGAUUAUCCGUCCGCAGAAGUGCUCGGGACCGAUCUGAGUCCUAUACAACCCAAAUGGACUCCGCCCAAUUGCUUCUUUGAAGUUGAUGAUUAUGAAGAAGACUGGGUAUAUCGCAAACCCCUCAUGGCCAGUUGGACAUAG